This is a messenger RNA of [Candida] anglica, 2043 nucleotides long. Lineage: Eukaryota; Fungi; Ascomycota; Pichiomycetes; Serinales; Debaryomycetaceae. The record is from the annotation of a GenBank genome assembly.
GUGUCAUUAGAUAACCGUUAUUAACUAUGCCAGAACCAGACGUUGGUCCGGAAGCCUCUCAUAUCCAGGACUCUACAAUAGAGCAUCUUAACAAUGCACAGAAAGAUAACACCAACAAUUUUUGCAAAAGAUUAUAUCGAUUUAUCAAAUAUCAUUUUGUCCCCAAUCCAUUUGAACAGUAUGUUUACGAGAAUGAAGCAAAUGACUGCUCGUUAGUGGCGAAGUUUCAACAGACAACAACCAUCUCUUUAGAGGGAUGUCGUGAUAUUUCAGUAGACUCUGUGACUCUUAACACGGCUCAUAUCCCACACCCGUUGACAUCAUAUUUGAAGAAACAUACUGAGAUUGAUAACACUAAAGUGAUGAGUGAAUUGGAGGAAACACCGAUUAUCUUCUUUAUUCAUGGAUUAGGUGGACAAAUAUCUCAAUUUGAACCGCUUAUGGCGUUAUUCUCACAAUGUGCAGAGGUGAUUGGAAUAGAUUUGCCUGGAUUUGGAGGUUCCAAAAUUGAAUUUUCAGAUUCAAGGAAAUCUAUUACCAAGAUAUCAUUGGAAGAUAAAAAGAAAAUUCUGGAAUCAAUUUCCAAAAUGUCAUGGAAUGAUUUCUCUACUGGGAACAUAGUCGACAUAUUAAUAGCAUACAUAGAACAAAAUGUCGAUUCAAAUAAGAAAUUGGUCAUCGUUGGACAUUCUAUGGGUACUCAUCUUGCCAUUAAACUCACCAAAAAGUUACAAGAAAGGAAAGUUGAAGGGUUGAUUCUUUUAUCUCCACCAGCAUUAUUGGAUGACGUCACCAACACGAAAGACAGUUUACAGAAACCUGCUCAAAAUCCAAGUACAAUUACAAUGCUUAAGAUUUUCACUUAUUUGCCAUUUAUUUUUAAUAGUUUCAGAAUUUGGGAUAGAAUUCAAGGACUUGAUAGUAAAAGUGUAUUACGUCAAUUAGUCCCAGCCACCAAUAUUUAUAACAAGUUACGACAAUUCCGAUGGAAUUUAGAUAUCGAUUCUAGAAUCAUAUUACGAUAUGUCAAUGGGUUCCACAAAGCUUCAUAUUCAGAUUUAGUAACUGCCAUUUCAAAGUUCAAUAAUAAUAGACUCAAUCAAAGGACUUAUAUAAAGACUCUCAUAGUCGGGGGUUCUAAUGAUACAGUAACUCCUGUGAAAGCUAUCCAUGACAUUGAAACUUUCCUCAACACCCAAUUCAACGAUAAGGUAUCUGAAGCUAUAGAAGUAAGUAACGUGGGGCAUUCUAUAUUGUUGAUCAAACCAGAGUUUACCAGUGGUUCCAUCAUCAAUUAUAUUGAACACAAUUACCCUGAGCGUCUUCAUCUUUCACCUGCAUGGGUUCUUCGAGUGAAGGCUGAUAUUUCUGGAGAUAAAUGGGGGUUAAAGAAUGAAUUGAAAUGGCUGGCAUUACAACCAAUCUCUACCAAUAUUUCAAGAGUUCAUGGGAAUGUCAUCGAAAGUGCACCAUUAUUGGGUAUGAAGACUUUACGGGAGGGUGACCUUAACCAUCUGCCUUUAAUUCUAGAACAUUUGUUCUACGAUGAUAACGGGAACCCACUUAAACGUGACCGAGAACCAAAGGGUCAAUUGAUUGCAGUGGUUGACAUCUCACACGACAUUCCUCCAUAUAGCCCACAAAGUUUUAAAUAUGUACGCUAUUAUAAAUGUGCCACUGUUUCCAAAGUUGUUCCUGAUCAGGGUGCAAUUCGUCGGUUUGUGCAAUUAAUUGACGAUAUAAUUAGUUCAAGUGAAGUACCUAACCCAUUAAUCGUGGUACAUUGCCAUUAUGGAUUCAAUAGAACUGGGUUCUUGAUUUGUUGUUACCUUAUUGAACGUCUCGGCUGGUCCGUGCAAGAAGCUGUGGAUGGAUACAAGAAGGCAAAAUCACCGGGUAUUAAACAUACUCACUUUAUCGAUGCCCUUUAUGUUCGUUACGAGAGUUGAGUAUAAUGGUUUUUUUUAUUCUACAAUUAUUUCCCUUCUUGAACUAUGUAUUAUAUAAAAACUUCUUAAUAUAUUUAUUAAUAUUCAUAUAUAC